UUCACCCAACUCAUACAUUACUACUCAGUACUCCAAAUAUUUCCUUUGCAAAAUGAGGAAAUUAGUUUCAAACAAAACUUCAGUAUUUGCAUUAUUGUGUGUGUUAUGGAUGAUACUGCUUCUUCUACAGCUCCAAUUUUGUUUGUCCAUAACAGCAGCUUGCAUCCAAAACGAGCGUGAAGCACUUCUUCAAUUCAAGAAUAGCUUUUAUGAUGAUCCUUCUCAUCGAUUGGCUUCGUGGAAUGAUGGAACUGAUUGCUGUAAUUGGAAAGGAGUGAGUUGCAAUCAAACUACUGGACAUGUUACUAUCAUUGAUCUUCGUCGUGAACUUCGUCAGGUCGACUUCUACCCGUCACCUUUGUUUAGCUAUAAUUCCAUUGAUUCUAGUUUGUUUGAGUUGAAAUGCUUAACUUACUUGGAUUUGAGUGGGAAUAACUUCAUUUAUACUAAAAUCCCAAAGUUUUUAGGUUCAAUGGUUGAAUUAACAUAUCUUAAUCUUUCUAAUGCAUAUUUUUCGGGCAAAGUUCCUCCUCAUUUAGGAAAUCUUACUAAAUUGGACACUCUUGAUUUAUCAUUUAAUCUGCUGGAAACGAAUGGUGAUGUUGAAUGGAUAUCUCACCUUUCAUCCUUGAAGUUCCUUUGGUUGAGAGGGAUGGACUUUUCCAAGGCUUCAAAUUUGAUGCAAGUGCUAAAUUAUCUUCCUUCCUUGGUGUCUUUGAGAUUGAGUGAAUGUAACCUUCAAAACAUACAUUUCUCUUCAAGUUCUUGGUUGAAUUAUUCAUCAUUAUUUCUUUCUAGAAUUCAACUUCUAGACUUGUCUUCCAAUCAAUUAAAUGGUCCAGUUCCUGCGGCAUUUCAAAAUACGACUUCUUUGAAGUACCUAGACCUUUCAAAUAAUCAAUUCAAUGCUAUUUUUCAUGGUGGAAUUUCUACCUUCAUCCAAAAUAAUUUUGGCCUAAAAGUACUUGAUUUAUCGUUCAACUAUGAUCUUGGUGGAGAUGUGUUUGGAAGUAGUUAUGAGAAUCAAUCUACAGGUUGCGAUCUUGAAGUACUUAACUUAGGAUAUACAUCUUUGAUAACCAAAAUUCCAGAUUGGUUGGGAAAGUUAAAAAAUAUGAAGUCCCUUGCUCUUGGAUAUAGUCACAUUUAUGGUCCAAUUCCAACUUCACUUGGAAACUUGUCAAGCCUGGAAUAUUUAGAUCUAUCAGGCAAUGCUUUAACCGGAGCAAUUCCAAACUCAAUUAGAAGAUUAUUGAACUUGAGAAAAUUGUAUCUACAAGGAAAUAAAUUGGUAGAGGUGGACAGUGAAUGUUUUAUCCAACUUGAGAAAUUGGAGGAAUUAGACAUAUCAAGAAACUUGCUCAAAGGGAUUCUUACAGAACUUCACUUUGGCAAUCUCUAUCAGUUGCAUACCUUAAGUAUUGGCUACAAUGAACUUCUCUAUUUGGACGUGAAAUCUAACUGGAAUCCUCCCUUUCAAUUACAAGUUUUUGAUGCUUCAUCAUGUAUUGGUUGUUUUAGAAGUGAAUUCCCUCCAUGGCUUCAGACUCAAAAAAGAUUGGUUGAAUUAUGGUUAUCCAACACAAGUCUCUCAAUCAGUUGUAUACCAACAUGGUUCAAACCACAAAAUCUCACCAAUUUGGAUCUUUCGCACAACGAAAUGACAGGACCAUUUUUUAACAGUUUUGCCAAUCAAAUGCCCAAUUUGGUGCGGUUGUUUAUCAAUGAUAAUCUUAUCAAUGAUUCUUUAUUAUCUCCACUCUGCCAAUUGAAGAACUUGAACACUUUGGAUCUUUCAAACAAUUUGCUAUCUGGAAUCGUUCAAGGUUGUUUGUUGACUACAACUUUGGUUGUUUUAGAUCUAUCAUCUAACAACUUUUCAGGGACCUUUCCUUAUUCACAUGGAAAUGAUCUUUUGGAUAUUGAAGUACUACAUUUGGAAAAUAAUAAUUUUGUGGGAUCCAUGCCAAUUGUAUUGAAGAAUUCCAAAUUUUUGGAAACUUUAGAUAUUGAGGGAAACAAGUUCUCUGGGAACAUACCCACAUGGGUAGGGGAUAAUCUUCAAAGUUUAAAAAUUCUAAUACUACGAAGUAAUUUGUUCAAUGGUACUAUUCCUCCAAGUAUAUGUAAUCUCACUGACUUGCAAAUUUUGGAUCUAGCCCACAACCAAUUGGACGGAAUUAUCCCGUCAAAGCUCAGCAAUUUCGACGUAAUGACAAGAAGAAAUACAAAUGGAUUCACUGUUAUUUGUAGGAGUAGUGAUGUCGAGCAUGGAGUAAUAUGCCCUGAUGGUGAAAAAUAUGUGGUACAGUCAAUCAAAUCAAAUUAUUAUAAUUACUCCAUGAUGUUUAUAAUGUCAAUGGUGAGUAUAGAUCUAUCCAAUAACUUUCUGGGGGGUUUCAUUCCAAGUGAGAUAACAAAGCUUAGAAGGUUGAUUGGAUUGAAUUUGUCACACAAUAAUAUUAUCGGGAUAGUUCCUGCUGAAAUUGGAGAUAUGGAGUCAUUAGAAUCACUCGACUUAUCUUUCAAUCGACUUUCUGGGGCAAUUCCUCUAAGUUUAUCAAAAUUAAAUUCAUUAGGCACGUUGAAGUUGUCCCACAACAAUUUCUCAGGCAACAUUCCUCGAGAUGGUCAUCUCUCCACAUUCAUUGACGCUUCAAGUUUUGACAAUAAUUCAUAUCUUUGUGGAGAUCCACUCCCAAUAAAAUGCGUGGUUGAGAAUUCAUUUGAACCGCCGUUCAAUAAAAUUGACAAUCAAGACCAAGAUGAAGAUAAACGGGAGAAGUGGUUGCUUUACCUUACCGUAAUUCUUGGAUUUAUAGUUGGAUUUUGGGGAGUCGUUGGAAGUUUAACAUUGAAGAAGAGUUGGAGAUAUGCUUAUUUCAAGUUUGUGGAGGAAGCUAAUUACGAGGUUCAUGCAACAAUUUGGAUGACCAUACAAUUGCUUAAAGGACGCAAAUGAAUAAGGUGCACAAUAAUAUAUGUGAUCAAAAACCUUUUGGUAAUGUUAUGUAUGAAAAGCAUAAAGCUUAUUGUAAUUUUCUUCCACAGUAAUCGAAAUAAUCAUAAUUUGACAUUUUUGUAUCAUA
Molecule: messenger RNA, 3089 nt
Organism: Cucumis sativus (cucumber)
Lineage: Eukaryota; Viridiplantae; Streptophyta; Magnoliopsida; Cucurbitales; Cucurbitaceae
Product: receptor-like protein EIX2
Exons: 2
Coding region: 53-2962 (969 amino acids)
Molecular function (GO): protein binding
Source: RefSeq, a predicted model, not a curated record